Solanum tuberosum (potato) is the source of this 480-nucleotide messenger RNA. RefSeq names its product probable carbohydrate esterase At4g34215. The coding region runs from base 1 to 480 and encodes 159 amino acids. NCBI's taxonomy places the organism in Eukaryota, Viridiplantae, Streptophyta, Magnoliopsida, Solanales, Solanaceae. The record is from RefSeq and is a predicted model, not a curated record. The transcript is spliced from 2 exons.
AUGGCAGGUCAAGGAGGAGUAUCUUACUCUUACUGGGAUGGUAUUAUACCACCCGAUUGUCAAUCUAAUGAAGAUAUUUUAAGGGUUAAUGUUGAUUUGCAUUGGGAAAUAGCUAAGGAGCCUCUAAAUUAUGGGGUUGAUUGUCUUCGCAAUUGUGGUAUUGGGCCUGGAAUGGCAUUUGCUAAUGCAAUUCUUAACAAGGAUCCAAAUUUUGGUGUAAUAGGUUUAGUUCCUUGCUCUGUGUCUGGAAAAGGAAUUCGCUAUUGGUCACGCGGGAAUAUUCCAUAUGACCAAUUGGUGAAAAAAGUCAAUUUUUCUCUUAAAGAUGGAGGACAACUUCGAGGACUCUUGUGGUUUCAUGGUGAGAGUGAUACAAGGACCAAGUUUGAUGCAACUCGUUACAAACCCAAAUUCCAAAAAUUCAUUCAAAACUUGCGCACUGACUUAAACUUUCCUCACCUUCCACUUCUCAUGGAAUAG